Messenger RNA from Venturia canescens, 2215 nucleotides. Its product is annotated as major facilitator superfamily domain-containing protein 12-like. The record is from RefSeq and is a predicted model, not a curated record. Gene Ontology annotation, biological process: carbohydrate transport. The coding region runs from base 748 to 2082 and encodes 444 amino acids. The transcript is spliced from 6 exons. Gene Ontology annotation, molecular function: symporter activity. NCBI's taxonomy places the organism in Eukaryota, Metazoa, Arthropoda, Insecta, Hymenoptera, Ichneumonidae. Gene Ontology annotation, cellular component: plasma membrane.
AGCGAGGUGAGUCGUGCGUGGGGAGUCCGUAAACUCUCGGCCGUCUUCGUGACACAAGAAACUUCGCCGCACGACAAGUGUCACUAUAAGCGUUGACGUACUUUUGUAACUUCACUACCGCGCGGUAUAUAAAAGCGAGAGUGUUAAAACUGGGCACGAGAGUGUCCAGUAAAAACAAUAAAUAACAUGAAAAAUAUCAAAGAAAAAGGUAAAUAUUUACGGUAAGACGGUAAACGAAGAUGAAAAAAAAUGUAUUUGGUUAAUUGAAAUGUCAGAGGCUCGUCGCGAUGAGCGUAUGCAGCAGCAACCACUACUCGAAGUUUCAUUUCCAUAAAUCAACGCGUGUGCGCCAGACUUGUGUGGAUUCGACAGUUCGAAUCUUCGAAUAAUUUCCAAUUCAGUGAGCACGUGUCAUCGCUUCCGUAUAUGCGAGAACAAAGAAAAGGUUUAAAGCUCGAAUGUACGCAAGAAUAUCCUGUGAGGAAGCCCCGUGAUUAUUGGCCAAAUCCAAAAAUUUUCUUACCUUUUUUUCUGUGAUAAACUACGAGAAUUAUUUUGUGUUUUUAUAACGUUGAGCGAUCGCUCGGAUGUUUACGAGUUGUAACAAUCGAAGUUGGAAUAACUUCAGACCGCGAGACACGCUCCUCUGUCGUUCGACACUUGAAAAUAACUUACGACACUAAGUUCGGGCGAUUUUUCGUUACAAAAAUGUGUUGAAAGUGAACGAACAACGAAAGAGAUUUGAAAAUGGAACGAACGGACGAGAACACACCGUUAUUCGUGGAGAGAGCAAUUUCUCUUUCUACGAGACUGUCUUACGCCCUUGGACACAUUUUCAACGAUCUUGCGGCGGCUAUGUGGUUCUCGUACACUCUUAUUUAUCUUCAGAGAAUCGCGUUGUUAGAGCCCAUCAAUGCCGGCGCUCUGCUUUUCCUCGGUCAAUUCGUGGACGCCCUGAUGACACCAGUUUUCGGUAUUCUCGUGGACCGUUACAGCAAGAAGAAAAUCUGGCACGUGAUUGGAUCGGUUCUCGUCACUUUUUCAUUCCCCAUUAUUUUCGGUAGCUUCGCCGAUGCGCUUACGCCAACUGCCAUGUUUGUUUACGUACUGAGUAUAACGCUUUUCCAAACUGGGUGGGCAGCCGUUCAAAUUUCUCAUCUUUCGAUGAUACCGGCUUUGACCAACUCUUCACUCGUACGGGCCGAUCUAACUGCCAUUCGAUAUUCAGCUCAAGUCGGCGCAGCCGUCAUCGUAUUUAUUGUAACAUGGAUCGUACUUCCAACGAAUGAAGAUUCCGUAACUCGUCUCGGGCUACAGGAUGCAUACAAAUUUAGAAAUAUAGUGCUCGUUCUAACUGCGGUAGGAAUCGUGGCGACGGUUUUUUUUCACGUUUUUUUGAAAGCGAAGCUCCUCGAUAGUGGCUCGAGUGAAAAAACGCGUCGAGAAAAUGGUACAGGAACACCAGAACUCGAGGAAUCAUCGAAAAGGCGAUCGUGGGUCGGUACGAGUCUUCUUCUACGAAUCGCUCUCCUCUAUGUCGCGAGCCGUUUGUUUAUAACACUUGCUACCGUUUAUCUGCCACUCUACAUCGAGGAAAUGGAGGUCGGUGGUAAACAAGCAUUGGCUACUGUACCAUUGACCUCGUAUCUUGCUUCGUUCGUUGCUGCUCUUGGACUAAAGUACAUUAACCGAUCGUGCGGUACGAAGGUUUGUUAUCUGAUUGGUGCUCUCAUCGGAAUUUUAGCCUCGAUAGUGACAGCAUUCGGUGGUAGUAACGAACUCGUCGUUUAUACUGUUGCAAUAUUAAUUGGAGCAGCGAGUUCGAUCACAAUGGUAACUGCUUUGAGCGUGACUGCCGAGCUCAUUGGACCAAGAACGGAAAAUAGCGCUCUCGUUUAUUCGAUCGUUACGUUUUUGGACAAAAUCGUAACCGGCGUCGUCGUCAUACUCAUUGAAAAAUGGCGUUGCAUCGAGAAGGAAAUUUGUCCAAAUUACAACAGAGACACGUUAUCGCUCGUAUGUGCUUCUUCAAUGUUGCUCGGUUUAGUGACUCUGAUGUCGGUGGCGCGUUGUCUAACUUGACAGAACUUCAAUAGCGUGGGAGCUGCAUUUUUAAACACGACUCAGAAAACAGAAAUCAAAUAACGUAUAGGAAGAAAAAUGAAAAUUGAAAAAAAUGUAAAUACGGUUGAAAUAAAAUUCGUACUUAUUAUAA